Messenger RNA from Lethenteron reissneri (Far Eastern brook lamprey), 6203 nucleotides. RefSeq names its product zinc finger and BTB domain-containing protein 14-like. The record is from RefSeq and is a predicted model, not a curated record. Gene Ontology annotation, cellular component: nucleus. Gene Ontology annotation, molecular function: protein binding; DNA-binding transcription factor activity, RNA polymerase II-specific. Gene Ontology annotation, biological process: regulation of transcription by RNA polymerase II. NCBI's taxonomy places the organism in Eukaryota, Metazoa, Chordata, Hyperoartia, Petromyzontiformes, Petromyzontidae.
CCACCUCGCCUGCUUGUUGUCGCCGCGUUGUCAGCUGCUAUCACCAGCUGAUAGGAGGCUAACCAUGAUAGCAGUGUGAUAAUACAUAGAGCGUGCGUGUGAAUUAGUUAAAAGUAGUAGUAACAAUAUAUAUAGACACAUGUAGAUAACGACGACUGUCUGAUUACAAUGACCCUGGUAGGUGUUGGUACACUAAGAACGACACAUAGACGUCUGGUAGACAACAGUGAUAGCUUUACGACCAGGGAAUAUGUAUUAUAGUAAUACAGAAAUAGCACAACACACAAGUACAACAUAACGCGGGUAUUGAUACACUAACAGCAACAUCACGUAGGUGUUAAUAUACAAACAAUAGUAUAAUGAUCAAAGAAUAUCAAUACAUUAACAGCGUUAUGUUCACGUACGUGUUUACCACUUGUUAUAUGCACAUUUGAACACACGUGUGUUAGAUACACGCAUUUACACACGUUCUGCCAUAUACAUAUCUAGGCUUACACACAUUACACACAUGGUAUAUACACAGUACACACAUGUUAGAUACAGUACACACAUUUUUUACAGUAUGCACAUGUUAUAAUCACACACACCCAUAGGUUAUACAGACAUUACACACACGUUAGACACGUUAUACACACACUUGCAACAACAACAACACGUACAACAUGUGUAUACAGUACCCACGUGUUACAUACAAACAUUACACACUUGCAUACACGCAAACAAAACAAACACGUAUAGGUUGUAUCUACAGUAUCCACGUGCAAUCUUGUGUUGUACACAAGCACACGCCACGUACAUCUGAAGCCCUGUUUGUUACAUCCACUGCUGGAUGAAGGCUACUUUCACGCGUGUCCCACACACACACACAGGCUGCGAUAGACUGCAUGCAGAUUCCCACAACAGUCUUAACCGUGGUGAGCAUGUACCUGUUAUGAUAAAGAAGCACACCACAUGGCAUAAACAAUUGCUGAACACUGACAACACACGUGUUGUCGAACCAACUCGUCGUCAACUUGAGCGACUUGUUAACGUUGUAAAUCAGCGCGCGUGUUAAAGUUGCCGUGGCUGACGUGAGGGCCCACGCACCGCCUAGGCCUCGCUCGGGUCUUGGUUGCUUUUAGUUAAUAUUCCGUCAAUGUUAUAGUCGGGCCACUGUUUGUGGUGUUUGUUAGUGUUGUGUAUUGACUGACAGGCGUCAGCCCAUGCCAAGCUCGCUUCUGACCCCGUUGUCGCCAGGGGUUGGCUGGACACGAGCGGACGGGCGUGGUGCUGCCCGUUGCUGUGGGUUUUUUGGUUUGUGCGGGGUUGUUAAUGUUGUUUUUUAUGUUUUGUUUAUACGUAACACUUCUUCAUACGUACAUAUUGGUGUGUUUGUGUGUAUUCGUGUGUGUAAUGGAUCGAGUGCUCUGAAUCAAGACUAGAACUUGGACUAUUAUGCAAGUUAAGAUAACGAAAGCAGAGACAAGGUUCAAUCUUAAUAAUAAAUAACACUUAGAUCCUUCAAAAUAGAGGCCUUCUGGAUCAGAGUUUCCCAACAGCAUUUGUUUAUGCAGCAAACCCUUGGCCGUUUUUGCUUUGUUUGAGCCGAAUCAGCAGGUUGUCACCUGCUGAACAAAUUGUGCUGUCAAAUAUUGGUCCAGAAAGUCCGGUGGUCUGAUAGUUAUUUUAAAAACACGGUGGCUAGGAGAUGUUAACUAUCUCGCCUGGUAUACAGGAGGUCGUGGGUUCGAUCCCGACCCUGACGGCUGCUGUAUAUUUGGAGUUUGCAUCAUCUCCCCGCGGUCGCGUCGAUUUUUCUCCAGGUUUUCCAUCCACAUUUAGAAAAAGUGCGUUUAGAGUACAGUAUUUGGCUGCUAUUAAUUCACACGUGAUAAGCUACUUCUUUGAGCUAUAAUUUGUGGCCGGGCCGCUUCUGAAAAAGAGAUAUACAUUAUAGGUCAGUGGGCCUUACCUGGUAAAAAAUAUAGUUUAGUUUGAGUUUAAAACAUUGGUGGGCUAAGGCUGUUUUCCUCCUGUUCGCUACAGUCCAAUACUUUUGGCGAAUAUUUUGUUUGAUAUUGAAUGUGUUUGCAUUAUAUCGUUUAUAAAUGCAAGCUAGUGUUAAUCUUACUGACCCCAAAAAAAAUAGCAACUUGAAGUUCACACUAGAAUAAUUGCAAUGCCUUCAUUGCAAUAUUAAUGUUGCUAUAUUUAUGAUAUUGAUGCGUGUAAAAGCUUCACAAUAUCCAGACUUAUUUUCAUUGACAUGUUUGUCCAAUUCCCACAAUAAGGAGUGUUUAAUCGCAGGUCUCCUAGAAAAAUUGCCUUGUGGGAUCAAUGGGUGCUCUUAUUCGGUUACAUCAUCAUCUAUUUACAUCAUCAUCUAUUCACAUCAUAAAUAUUAAGCCAUAGAACCUAUGCAAUAGCAUUAACGAAUGUUAUGUAAUGUUUAAUGUGCAGCCCUUUUUUCAAUCCAUUACUAGAUGACCCGCCCCAACUGGAUACUUUGUGAUCACGAGCUUUGUAGCUCAUUGGAUUCCUCAAAAAUAAAUACAUAUUCUGAUUAUGAUUCAAUGCCUUUCGGUUAAGGCGGUUGUUUUCCUGUAUCGUACUCCCAUCACGCUGGCCAGUGCAACUUGUUGAAGGGAGUGACCAAUACUGGUUUAAAUAUCACUCACCACUGAUGUUAGCUGUGGCUGGAAAUUUAACUUAGAUUUCCAGUUGAUACCACAGUGUGCAGACCACUAUGCCACCACUCCCCCAUCAUAUAAUACUGUAGUAACUAUAUUCCUGAUACUGGAUUGUAAUUUCAUGGAAUUAGUAGCUGUGAUGCAAUCUAGGGCACUGUUUGUAUAUUGUGCCGUUUGCAAGUUUCUCUCCACAUUGAAUUUUGCUGCUGGGCCUCACAAGUGACUUGGUGUGACUGUCACGGGGUCACCCUCGUGAGAUCUUCAACUUUAUGGGUCUAAAGUUGAAGCCAAGCAUUCAUGACGGAGGUCAAAGACCUCAUUUAUUGACCAAGUGGCUCUGUUGGUUGGGUUAGGAAUCGGGCUGUGACUACCAGGUUUAUCCGUUUUAAUCGUGGUCUACACAAUAAGACUCUUUAGCAUCCCUAAUCGACCAGCUCUGUAAAAACUACAAUAAACAGACAGAAUGCCAAUUAUGCUUAAUAUAGUAAUGCACUGCAACGUUUGACUUAAACAAAUUUGUUGCCUGAGUAAUUAAGCAUAACUGAAAAGACAGCGCUUCUAAUUGCAAGUAAUGUACCGUCAAUUUGUUCUGGUAGCCCACAUAAAAGGGGCCAAAUGCAUUUCAUAUCAAAGCCAUUAGAAUGGAUAAACUUAAUGUACUUACCUUUCCAAUUAGUUGGAAAAUGGCUUCAACUUUGGUCUAAGCUCUGGCGUGUUACACAUUCCCAAUCCACUGCUGGACACUAAACAUUCGAUGCUGACAGUUCUUACUCCGUGCCUGUGUAAGUGCAAUAAAUGCCAUGCUAUGCAUAAGAGUUGGGGCAACAUUUCCUUCGUGAGGGCCAAAUAGGACUUUGAAAUAUAUUUGGUAAGCCGCACAUUUUGGAAUUAUACAAUAAGAAUACAAAAUAUGGUGAAGGCUUAACUUUACGACACACAUUGAUGUCGGGUCACAGUUGCAACGUAGGCACGCGGCUAAGAUACCUGCGGUGAUAAAUAUAAUUUGUGACCCAUUUUCAAUGUUAGGCCGCAUGUAGCUGCAGGCCAUAUGAAGCGGUCUGGCCUAUGGGCCAUCGGUUCCCCAAUCCUCCCAUUCAACAUCAUGAGCCAAGAUCAGCCCACUGCUGGUUGAAGGCCUCAGAUCAUAGCCAUCUCUCACGGUUCUGCCAUACACUUUACUGUAUUAAAAGCCAAGAAAUCUGUUGCAGGAACCUGGUGGUGUAGGGUUGGCGGCAACAGGGUGGUGCCAUGGCAGCCUUUGAACGCCGGCGUUUUCGCGAUGCUCGCCACUCCAGCACGCUGCUGCGCCUGCUGAACGACCAGCGCAUGGAGGGCGGUGCGCUGUGCGACGUCUCGGUGAUCGUCGAGGGCGUGUGUUACCCCGCGCACUGCUGUGUUCUGGCCGCGUGCAGCUCUUACUUCCGUAGGCUGCUGUGCGGCCACCCAGGCACAGAUCGGCCGGCUGUCCUGCAGCUCGACUUUGUGCGCCCGGCCGUGUUCGAGGCCGUUCUCGCUUACAUGUACACGGCCGAGAUCAGCGUCCAGCCCGAGGACCUCGAGCUGGUAGUGGCGUCCGGGCGGGCGCUCGGCGUGGCCUUCGUCGAUGAGAUCUGUGCGGAGAAGCGCGGCGCGUUGUGCGAGGGCCACUCCUGCCAGCCGAUGCCGUCGUCCGUGGCAGGGUCCGCUCCGCGACCCAUACCGGUUUCACCAUCGGAGGGACGACGAAAAGCGCGCUACCCCUACAGCAUCAGCGAUCGCAUCCACCGGCCCGUCAUGGCACCCUGCAGGCGUCGCUCACAUGACUGCCUGGAGGCAGAGAAAGGGCAGGGAGCCGUUGCCAUCGUCGUGAACGGGCCCUACUCGGGCAGCCUCGGCGAAUCGCUGGGCUCUGGAGUGAGCGGCCAUGGCAGCAGCUGCGAGCACGCGUGCGGCGUAAGUGGCGGCCUCUACCGCUGCAGCACACCGGGAGCCCUCGCCGGCCCUGUGGCGCUCGCCUCUGUGGCCGAGCAGUCACGCCACCACCACCACCACCGCCACCUGAUGCCAAGCGAGCAGGACUUCCUAGGCGGAGAGGACAUGGACGCGCUGCGCAAAGCUGCCGUGGACUCGGAGGCCACAGAGAACCUGGACUACUUCGUGGGUGUCGGUGGCAGUGGCGGCGGCGGCGGUGGUGGCAGUGGCGGUGGAACGUACUUCUGCGAGCAGUGCGGUCGUGCGUUCUCGUCCGAGCCGAGACUGCGUGCUCACGAGCAGCACCAUGUUGCCGAGCGGCCGUUCACGUGCAUCAUGUGCGACAAGGCCUACAUGCAGCAGCCCCAUCUCAGAGAGCACAUGAAGCAGGUGCACAUGGGCCUGAAGCCGUUUGCGUGCACGCGCUGCGGCAAGGCGUUUGCGCGGGGGCCCGACCUGAAGAAACACGAGCGCGUCCACACCAACGAGCGCCCCUUCAUGUGCCCGCUCUGCCUCAAGGCGUUCAAGCACAAGUCACACCUCAAGGACCACGAGCGGAGGCACCGCGGUGAGCGCCCCUUCGUGUGCCGCGUCUGCCUCAAGGCGUUCGGGAAGACGUCGGACCUCAAGCGGCACCUCAACACGAUGCACGGGCAGCACGCGUCGCCCCUGUCGCCAUCGCAGCUCAUGGGAGGAGGAGGAGGCGACGGCUCGGAUAUUUCUCACAUCGCUGGGGCUGCAGGGCUUUAGCUACUUGUCAAGAGGAGCCUCUGCAAUAUUUUGAGAAGUAAAGGGCGGGGGUUUGUGAACUUGUAAACUUAAAACAAUGUGUCGAGUAUUAAACCAAGAUUUUUCUAAUUCGACUUUUGAAAUGAUUAUAAUAUAUUCUUACUGUGUAGUUUUUUGCAGUUGUGCUGUAUCACUCUCCGAUGUGUUUUCGGGUUGUGUUGCGCCUGUUCGGCAUGACGUCCGCUUCGCGUGUUGGGAGCCGCGUUAGGAACUGAAACUUCUUUGGGAACGAACUCCCAGCACGUAAAGCGAAACGUCAGACGUGGUCCCGGACAACAUACGGUACAACCCGAACACACAUCGGAGAACAAUAAUAUAUUAUUUUUCUACUUAAUGCACUCGACAUGGCUCUUUCGUUUUUGUGAGAAUUUAAUGUAGAGAUUACCAGGUGUGAAAAUGUCAGAAAUGUAAAAUUAUUUGGUUAAAAUUGUGCCCUGAAGCUUUAUUGCUCUGCGUUUUCUCUUGACUCGAGAUGUGUUUUUUGGACAAACUUUAGCUUUGAAGUAAUUUUUAACUGUUAUGAAUUUUGGUUUCACAAGUGGCCUAUGCCCGAGUUAUUGGAUUUGUAAUUAAUGAAUUAAACGUUUUAACCAUAUGAGCUCGCAGUGGGAUUUAAAUUGUUAGAGCUUCUUGCAGAACUUCAGGCAUUAUUUAAAAUGUUAUUUAAAAUGUGCUAUAUGUGUGUACAGUAAUUUUAGAUAGGUAAUUGUACAGACUUGUGCAGAUUACAUGGAUUUCAAAAUAUAGUUUAUAAAUACUCUGGUUCUCUCGGUAAAGUCACGUAGGUAUAAAAUA